AUGAUUUGGGUAAAUGGUACAAGUAUCCAUACCAGAUUUCUUAUGUGGCUUCUUCUCCUGUAUAUGUUCAUCAGGAAAGUAGUGCCUGAAGAUAACAUCAUUACAACCAAGAAUGGCAGAGUAAGAGGGACAAACCUGCAGGUGCUUGGGGGGACUGUGACAGCCUUCCUUGGAAUACCUUAUGGAAAGCCACCCAUUGGUAGACUGAGAUUUCAAAAACCAGAGCCUCAUGAGAAGUGGUCAGAUGUUUGGGAUGCCACAAAACACGCGAACUCCUGUUAUCAGCUUAUAGAUACAACUUACCCUGGAUUUCCUGGAUCAGAGAUGUGGAAUCCAAAAACUAACCUAAGUGAAGACUGCUUAUACCUUAAUGUAUGGAUUCCUUCUCCCAGACCCAAGAAUGCAACUGUCAUGGUUUGGAUAUAUGGGGGUGGCUUUGAGUCUGGGUCAACUUCCCUACCUGUCUAUGAUGGCAAGUUUCUAGCCAGGGUAGAAAGAGUUAUUGUAGUUUCCAUGAACUACAGGACUGGUGCAUUAGGAUUUUUGGCUUUGCCGGGAAACCAGGAAGUUCCUGGAAAUGCAGGUUUAUUUGACCAAAGACUAGCACUUCAAUGGGUCCAGGAGAACAUAGCAGCCUUUGGAGGCAAUCCAAAAAGUGUGACUAUAUUCGGAGAGAGUGCUGGCUCGGCUUCUGUAAGUUACCAUAUCCUUUCUCCUAAAAGCCAUCCUUUAUUCACAAGAGCCAUCAUGCAAAGUGGAUCUGCAAAUGCCCCUUGGGCUGCAAUAACAGCAUCUGAGGCCAGGAACAGAACAGUGGCUUUGGCUAAACAACUCCAGUGUCCCACCAGCAAUGAGACAGAGCUAAUUCUCUGCCUCCAAGACAAGGACCCAAAGGAUAUAUUGGAGAAUGAAGUUUAUGUCACAAAAUAUGCCCCUCUUUUACAAAUAUAUUUUUGUCCAACUGUGGAUGGUGAUUUUCUAUUGGACAUGCCAGAAACAUUGAUUGAAAACGGCAUUUUCAAACAAACACAGAUCUUGGUUGGUGUUAAUAAAGAUGAAGGAUCGAGUUUUCUAGCAUAUGGAGUCCCUGGCUUCAGCAAGGACAGUGAUGGCUUGAUAAACAAAACAGAAUUUGAAGCAGCUUUAACUCUGUCCUUUCCAGAAGCAAGCCAACUUGCAAUAGAAUCAAUCAUUUUUCAAUACACAGAUUGGGAAAAUGAGCAAAAGCCAGAACAUUACCGUGAUGCCAUGGAUGAUGUUAUCGGGGACUACAAUAUCAUAUGUCCUGCAGUGGAGUUCACCAAAAAAUUUGCACAACUAGGACACAAUGUCUUCUUUUACUUUUUUGAACAUCGAUCCUCAAAGCUCCCUUGGCCUGAGUGGAUGGGGGUAAUGCAUGGUUAUGAGAUUGAGUUUGUGUUCGGAUUGCCUCUAGAAAGAAGAGUUAAUUACACCAAAGCUGAAGAAAUCUUAAGCCGGUCCGUGUUGAGGUAUUGGGCAAGUUUUGCGAAAACUGGAAAUCCAAAUGGGACCCUGGUUAAUGGAACAAGAUGGCCAGUCUUCACCAGUACUGCAAAAUAUUUAACAUUAAAUACUGAUGCUUCAGAGGUGCUGACAAAGUUACGUUCUCAGCAGUGUCGAUUCUGGAAUUUUUUUCCCAAAGUUCUGGAAAUGACAGGAAAUAUUGAUGAAGCAGAACGAGAGUGGAAAGCAGGAUUCCAUCGCUGGAACAAUUACAUGUCAGACUGGAAAAAUCAAUUUAAUGAUUACACCAGCAAGAAGGAGAGAUGUGCAGGCUCUAAUUAAUAUGUUUACCCUUUCCAGUAUUUCCGUAUUACUGUUCAUCAAGGCAAGUAUACAGGUAGCUUUCUAACACAUCUAGCAUUAAAUAUGUUAUGCAGACUGAAAAAAACGUUAUGGAUAUAAUUUUGAUUCCCCAGAUCUUUCAUUUAUAUUUUAUCUCAUAUCUCAAUAAACAAUAUAAGGCAUCUGUACCCUUUGAAGCUUCGGUGUGUUAAAUAGGACUAUAGAGAUUAAAGUCUGAAGAUUAAUGAUGUACAUAUAAA
Messenger RNA from Cygnus atratus (black swan), 2066 nucleotides. It is a transcript of the gene BCHE, whose product is annotated as butyrylcholinesterase. Gene Ontology annotation, cellular component: plasma membrane. Gene Ontology annotation, molecular function: acetylcholinesterase activity. Gene Ontology annotation, biological process: acetylcholine catabolic process; choline metabolic process. The record is from RefSeq and is a predicted model, not a curated record. Lineage: Eukaryota; Metazoa; Chordata; Aves; Anseriformes; Anatidae.